Molecule: messenger RNA, 2948 nt
Organism: Ruditapes philippinarum (Manila clam)
Lineage: Eukaryota; Metazoa; Mollusca; Bivalvia; Venerida; Veneridae
Exons: 4
Coding region: 75-1196 (373 amino acids)
Source: RefSeq, a predicted model, not a curated record
GCUGUCAUUACUUCGAAAGGAGAAGGACACAAAUAAUUAUAUACUUAAACUGUUUAAUUUACUUAUUAAAUAGAAUGAAGGUGACUGCAUUAAUUUACAUAACAGUUGUGAUGAUAAUUACAAUUGGGUUUGUCACCUCAAAUUCAGGUACUGAGGGAGCCGAUGUGAAGUCUUCAUGCAAGCCUUUUGGUGCUCUAAUCAUGUGGUAUACGGGAAGUGGAGAAGAUUCUUCGUUUUUUCAACAUAGAAGAUUGUUGGUGAUGUUAAUAAGGGAUUUCCCAGAUAACACAAUUGUAUCUAUCGUCACGUUCGGCGCUAAUGAUAAUAUGAAAAUGCAAUUUAGCAAACAAGCAGGAUCUACUUCUUGGAGGGACAGAAUUUUAAACUAUAAGCCCGGAAACUCAUUGAAUCAUGUAGUGUCGUAUGCAGAUAUACGAAAAGCACUCUCAUAUCCUAAAAGUAAUUCCAGUGAUGCACAACUUGUUUAUCUACUAGUCAAUAGUAACACCGUAAUACGUGAUGAAGAAAAUAGUUUUGAAGAGCUAAGGAAAAAGAAAACUUUUGUUAUUUUAUCGGAAAUACAAACGGCUGAUACAGGACAAAAUUGGUUAAAACUUGCUAGUAAUGAUCACCAUUUUUUCGCGUUGGACAGUAAAGAAGUUGAUGUCAGCAUUACAAAGCAAAUAAUCCUACUAAAGUCCUGUCAAGAUUCGAUGUUUGUCUGCGACACUGACAUGUACUGGUCAAGAGAAAGGAGCAGAUGUGAUGUAUGCACGAAUAUAUGUUUAAGUGCCUUUAAAGUACAACAGGAGUACUGCGUUCGUGCUUGCCCAUUUUUUCAUCAACCUGAAGCAUUACAAAUAUAUACCGAAACAGUAGUCUGUUAUAACUCCCCUUGGCUAAUAAUUGGUAUUAUACAUGGAAUUGAACUCACAGUAGUUGUUCUCUCCUUGGUUGCAUACAAGAAAAGAAGAAGUUUAUUGAAGUGUAAAAAUUCUGUAUGUAGAUGGAUGGCUAAUCCUCAGGACAACUUACCAUAUCAUAUGAAAUCAACACAAAGAAGUGAAACAAAAGACUUGUACGAUAAGACAGAUUCAAAGGAUGAACGCGUUAAACUAUUGGACGAAUAUAACAAUCCAACCGAUAGCAAUGAUUUCGGAGAAAAAUCUGACAUGGAACUUAAGGUAUUUUCCUAAAAGGAUAAUUGAACUCAAUUUAACGGUAAUGAGAAAAGUUCGUCUAAUAAAAAGGAAAUAUAUUGUAGAACCGAUAUUUAAAGCGAAAUAUAUGUAACCACUACUCUACAGAUCAUUGAAUGUAUCGUUUAAGUCAUGUGCUAGGGUUAACAAUUAUAAGACAUACUGGUUUAAUGUCAAUUGUAACUUACAUCACGGUAUUAGUCGAAUUGUUUCACUAUCGUUAAUAUUCUUUCGCGAGUGUAUUCUUUGAGCUGGGAAGAGAGCGUAGUGUCAGGGGUAUAUUCUUUCACCUAAAUUGUAUUAUUUUUCCAUCACUGAUUUGUCCAUUUAUCUUAAAUCAUUGGGUAAAGAUAUCAACACAGUUGAAACGAGAAUGAUUGUAUAAUGCUCUACGCCGACCGAUGAUAUUGUUAGCAGAGGAUUAGCAAGUGCUUCUGAAUGCUCAAAAUGGUUGGUGUUCAUUUAGUACAUGUAAUAAUAUAAAUGUUAAUGCCAAUAAAAGUAAUGUUGUAAACUUCCGACCUUAGUCUGUAUAAUGUACUCCGUUCAUGUUUACUUGCGGAAAGAAUAAGCUUUUUAUUGUUGGUAGAUAAACUUACAAAGACGUUGUACUUUUGAACAUUUGGGUUAUGAUAUAACUGUAAAAUCUGUUGCCCAGAGUGCAAGUCGUGCUUUAGGAUUGCUUAUUGCUAAAUACAAAGCGAUUGGUAGCGUACCAUUCGUUUACCAUACAUCUUUGCAAAGUUAUACGACUCCGUCGUUUGGCCAGUAAAUAAUGACAGCGCUCCAUUAUGGGGUUUCUGGUCAUAUUCCUGUAUCGAGGCCGUUCAUAACAGAGCUAUGCAUUUCUGUCUUGGUGUUUGAAAAUAUUCACCUAAUGAUGGUAUAGAUGGCAAUAUAGGUUGAAAAUCCCCAAAAGUCCGACAAUUGAAAAUAGCGUUCUUUAUAUUGGUCUAAGCUUUAAUGUUUGAAUUUGACAAGAAUUUGGCAAGAAUUAAUAAACGUUUGGCUCUCUUAAGCUAGUCGCUUAUUAGGAAACUGACCAUUUAAUGUUUGAAGUUAUUAUGAUGUCGAUGCUUUACAUAUGUACUUCAGUUUUUAACAAAAUUAUUAUUUUAGUAUUUUUUUAAAAUUUGAUUUCUGGUUUAAUGCCUUCUGAUUGUCUUUAAUUCUUCUAGUCAAGCUGUUCAUCUUUUGAGUUUAUGGAUAGCAAUGGUUUAAUAGUUUUAUAAUAUAACUUUGUCAUUUUAAUGAUAUAUUUAUGUAUAUAUAUAUAUAUUUUAACUUUGUGAUUGUGUUUGUUCAUUUUUUAUUACGCCAUGUUGGAUUGGCAUUGUACUGUAAACUUUUGUCUAAAACGAUGUGUAUUUAAUAUCUGUACAAUGAUGAGAUGUAAAUAAAGAUAACUACUCUUACUACUAAUGCACUUCGCAAGUAACUGGAUUGGUUGUAAACAUGACAUAGAUAAUUGUAUAAAUACAUUGUUGAAUUGCGAUCCGUUUCUGUUAUAUAUUCAACAAUAAAUGACAGCAUAUUUAUCUGGAAAAACGCAGUAGCACAACAGGUCAUUUACCCCCUUUGUUUUGGUUAAAACAAAACUUACACAUAGCUUGCUUGAGAUGCUGAUUUAAUCGGAAAGUAUUUAAUUUUAAAGUUAAAGUUCGUGUCCGUUACUUAAAUUAGUUAUCAAAGAAUGUGAAAAUAAAGUGAUCUUUUUGGACAAAAUAAACACAAUUUAAACCACUAAAU